Molecule: messenger RNA, 4028 nt
Organism: Cryptomeria japonica (Japanese cedar)
Lineage: Eukaryota; Viridiplantae; Streptophyta; Pinopsida; Cupressales; Cupressaceae
Product: LRR receptor-like serine/threonine-protein kinase FLS2
Biological process (GO): protein phosphorylation
Molecular function (GO): receptor serine/threonine kinase binding; protein kinase activity; ATP binding
Source: RefSeq, a predicted model, not a curated record
AGGGGAGGUAAAUUCGGAGGUAUGGAGAUUAAUCAUGUCCACCUUUUUUCUUCUUACUUUGCACGAAAACUUUUCCUUCAACGGGUCCACAAUCCUCCAAGUCUUACAUCUUCCACACGCUACUAUUAACAUUUCUCUCAACUACUACUUCUUCGCCAUAUGCAAAAGCAGCACUAUUUCACCUGCAUUCGCACUAUCAGACAUGACGAGGGGAUUGCAGGAACAUGUCAAUUGUAAAGGUCGGUUCAUCUUUUUCCUCUUCUUUACUUUUGUGUUGCCCGCACUUUCAUUUAAUGAUUUCCAACGUCAGAAGCAGAUUGAUGCACAAGCCUUGCUCCAGUUAAAAAUGUCUGUGAAAAUAGAUCCAACUUUUUCUUUAUCAAACUGGGUAGAUGGAAUUUAUGUUUGCAAUUGGACUGGAAUAACCUGUGAUGAGAAACAACGGGUUGUAAGUGUGGUUCUCAAAUACAAGGCACUGAGUGGUCAAAUUCCCCCACAGAUAGGAAACAUGUCCUUCCUUACAACUCUCGACCUCUCCUACAAUUAUUUUUCUGGCCCCAUUCCCCACCAGUUUGGUAAACUAGAGAAGUUACAGUACCUUAACUUGAAGCGAAAUUACCUGCACGGUUCAAUUCCACCUAGUUUGCGCGCAUGCACAAAUCUGCUGCAACUCAAAUUAAGGUACAAUUUCUUGAGCGGUAGCAUACCGGCAGAGCUGAGUUCAUUGCACAACUUGGAAAUACUCGUUCUGGGUUCAAAUAAUUUGACUGGUGUCAUCCCACAAGAGUUGGGAAAUUGCUCUGCGCUCAAAACCAUACAUCUUGGUACAAAUCUUCUAUCUGGACGGAUCCCCUCUCAACUCGGUGCUCUCAGGGAUUUAAGAGUACUGAAACUGAAAAAAAAUUGGUUUGCGGGAGAAAUUCCCAAAUCUCUAAGUAACUGCACAAGAUUGCGUUACUUGACGCUGAGGUCGAAUAUGCUUGAGGGACCAAUUCCAUCUGAAAUUUUCACAGCAUCAUCCAGAUUAGAACGUCUGUAUCUUCGCUUCAACAAACUCAAUGGUAGCAUACCGGAAGAGAUUGGCCAAUUACGGCAACUGAGGCAGCUUGAUUUGGGGAACAAUACCCUGAAAGGUGGCAUUCCCAAGGCGCUGGGAAACUGUUCUUCUCUGGAAAGGUUAAGUUUAUAUUCCAAUUCUUUUUACGGCUACAUUCCAGCAGAAUUGGGCUCACUUACCCUACUCCAGGGACUAGAGUUGGAUGAAAAUAGCCUUGGAGGAUCAAUUCCGUCUUUUCUUAUGAACUGCACCCAGUUGAAAUCCUUGAGCCUAUGGCAGAACAAGCUUGUAGGGAUGAUUCCAAAAGAUAUAGGUUAUAAGCUACCCAAAUUGGAAUACAUUAACUUGGGGAGAAAUAAUUUUAGCGGUACCCUUCCAAAAUCUAUAGGUAAUUGCUCGGCGCUCCACGUUCUUGUGACACAAGAAAACAAGUUGAGUGGAGUGAUACCCAAGGAGUUGGGGAUGCUAAGUCUUCUGCAAGGUCUUGAUCUAAGUAUUAACCACUUCAAAGGAGAUGUUCUCCCUCUUCUCUUAAACUAUACACAACUAUGGAACGUUAGUGUGGUACUUAACAGGUUCGAGGGCUCCAUUCCCGUGGAGAUUGGGUUCAAGCUCAGUAAAUUACAAUAUUUUUAUGCGGGAGGAAAUCUAUUCACUGGUAAAAUCCCAAAGUCUCUGGGAAAUUGCUCUCAGCUCUCAGUUCUUGCUCUCAGUAACAAUCUGCUGAGUGGUGAGGUGCCUCAAGAAUUGGGAAUGCUAGCUGCUCUGGAAAGCCUGUAUCUGAACGGAAACAAUUUGUCAAGUGGAAGCUCCGCCACAAAGUCUGCUUUUGAUAUUCUAAGCAACUGUUCCAAUCUCAGAGAUCUUCAGCUCUCUCAAAACCAUUUCAGUGGCACUUUGUCAAGAGGGAUAGGAAAACUCUCUCCCGGCCUCUCAAAACUGUAUUUGAGUAGCAACCGUAUAACUGGCAAUAUACCUGAAGAAAUUGGUAACCUUACUGGGUUGACCAUUCUUUCUCUUGUCGAUAAUAAUUUUUUUGGAGAAAUUCCGCAAACACUAAGCCGUCUGAAGAAUCUACAAUGGUUGGACCUGAGCUUCAACAAACUACAAGGCAGCAUUCCCUCAGAGUUUGAAAAUUUACUAAACCUGGAAUAUCUAUGGCUUCAGCUAAAUCAUAUCUGUGGAAAUAUUCCUUCAUCAAUAGGCAGCCUAAAACAACUGAGAAAAUUAAACCUCGGUUAUAAUGAGCUCACGGGAAGGAUACCAAAUGCCAUUGGACAAUGUUUCUGUCUGGAGAUGAUUGAUCUCUCACACAACAACCUUACCGGAAAUAUCCCCAUCGAACUCACAAGCUUCCAUUCACUGGCCUUCUACCUCGAUUUCUCGCACAAUUCAUUGACAGGAAGAUUGCCUUCACUGGGAGUAAUGCAACAUGUUCAAGCCAUAGAUAUCUCUGCCAAUAAACUCUCAGGACCCAUCCCUACCGAUAUUGGCAGUUGCGUGGGACUGCAAUACCUGAACCUUACCAAAAACAAAUUAAAUGGAAGAGUGCCAACAUCAAUAGGACAACUCAAAAGCCUUGAGGUCAUUGAUUUGUCCUUCAAUAAACUAUCAGGCCCAGUGCCACACUCUAUUGCAAACCUGGAUUAUGUGCAGCCUUGGGCGUUGAAUUUACCAAAUUGCACAAACUCUGCUGGGAUCCGUUCAAAUGGAUUUAACAGGAAGGUUAUCAUGGCUGUUUCAAUUAGCACAGUAUUGGCAUUGUGUUGCAUUGUGGGUGCAAGCUACAUCUUCUUUAGAAAGACCAAAAGAGCACCAUUCAAAAAUAGUUUAUCGGGAAGAGGUUUCAUGCGAAUUUCUAGCCAGGAUCUUCAAAGAGCAACAGAAGGAUUUAGUGCCGCUAAUUUGCUAGGGGCAGGUAGCUUCGGUUCGGUUUACCGAGGACUUCUAUCUGAUAACACAUUGGUGGCUGUUAAGGUAUUCGAUCGGGACCCUCCAGAUUCUUACAAGAAUUUCUACAAAGAAUGCAGAAUAAUGAGCAAAAUCAGACACCGGAAUCUUGUCAAGGUCUUGUCCUGUUGCUCAACACCAGGAUUCAGGGCUCUGGUACUUCAGUUCAUGUCAAAGGGGAGCCUCGAUCAAUAGCUACAUCAGGAUUGCACAUUGAGUUUAAAAAUGAGAUUGAACAUCGCACUGGAUGUGGCACACGCAAUGGCAUAUUUACACAAUGAUUGUUCUCCUCCCAUUGUUCACAGUGACUUGAAACCCUCAAAUGUUUUAAUAGAUGAGAACAUGACAGCCCAUGUGGCUGAUUUUGGGGUUGCCCAUCUAAUGACUUCCACGGUUUCUGCAAGCAGCAGCACGUCUAAGUUGAAGGGAACAGUAGGCUACCUUGCUCCAGAAUAUGGAUUGGGGGGUCAAGUGACGACCAAAAGCGAUGUUUACAGUUUUGGAGUGGUCAUCCUUGAAAUGGUGACGAGAAAGAGGCCCACAGAUGAUAUGUUCACUGGAAACAACACUUUGUCCAGUUGGGUGAGAGCAGCAUUUCCUGAAGCACUGGAGUAGGUGGUCGACAGAGAAAUGAUAGGUGAUGAAUUCCGUGUGGAGGGUUCCAUCGAAUCCACGGAGCAGUGGAGGUGGCUGAAUAGUUUGAUUGGAAUGGGGCUACAAUGCACGAGAUACAGUCCGGGGGAAAGACCAACAAUGAGAGACGUGGAGGGCAUACUUGAAAGGAUUGUGUAUGGCACAGCAUAUGGUAAUUUAGAAGAGCAUCCAUCCGUGCAUAGUCUUUCGAAAACAGGCAAUGAAUUAGGCCAUCUAAAUAGCGGCACAUCAUUUUCAUCCACCUAUGAAAGGGAAAUCAGUAAGUGUUGAAGAUACACCAAAUUAUAUUAUGUGUGUGUAUACGUGUGUUUUUCAAGUAGAUGUUUUGGAAACUUUUAUAAUCCUAGCUAUUUAUGUAUUUUAAUUA